UAAGAAUCGCGACCAGACAUUUAACGGAUCUAUUUAGCAGGAGCUGCAGAAGCUCUUCAUCAUCCCCAUUGAAGCUCAAUCCUCCUCAAUCGCUCGCAGUGCUACCAAUAAGUCUUCAGUCGGCUCCACAGCAGAUCUCCGAGACUCGCAAUCUGUCAUUAACGUAUCUCGCAUCAGCAAAGCACACCUCGCUGGAGUGCGCCGUCCAUCAACCGCAGUUAAUACGAGUAUCUCGAUCUAGCCAGACCGAAACUCCCACCCUAGCAGACUAGCAAAAUGUCUGACAUUGACGACGACCUCCUUGCGCUUGCCGGUGGCGCCGUCUCUUCUGAUGAAGAAGAUGGCAGCCGCGCAGGAUCGAGGUCUCCUGCGCCCGGCAAGGCCAAGAAUGGAGCGGCGAAAAAGACGGCCGCAAAAAAGCCCCAAGGACGUGCGGCGGUGGAUGAUUCGGAGGAAGAGGGUGAGGCCUCAUCGGCCCCCUCAAGCCCGCGAUCCGACCAGUCAGUCCCCAUGGACGAAUCAGAUUCAGACUCAUCCGUUCGGCGGAGUAAGGCCCGCGACGAAGAGGAGAACAAGUAUCCUGUCGAGGGCCUGUUCAUGAGCCACGCGGAGAAGGCGCACAUCAUGAGCUUGCGGGAGAUUGAGCGUGAGGAGAUCUUGGCGGAGCGUGCCCAGGAGAAGGAGAAGAUGCACCAGAACCGACUGCUUCGCCAGCUCGUUAGCAAUAAUGAGAUGCAGAAGAAGCGAUCGGCCUCUAACGCAGGGCUGGCCGACGACGACAGGCGCAAGACGUCGAGGGUCCGUACCAAGCUUGGCGGCAGCCGCGUUGGCGAGACGAAUGCGGCACUUGACUCGCUGAAGCGCGCCAGGGCGGAGAAGAAUGAGCGUACACGCAGGCGUGAGGAGGACAAGGAGCGGAGGAAAGACCGCUCGCCUUCAUACCGGGAUGAGUUUGAGGACGAGAACGACGCGGACAGUGAGGUCGACUGGGCGCAUUCAUCCAAGAAAAAGUCCAAGGAAUCCAAGCCCGAGAAGGAGGAUUUUCCAGCGGAACUGGAAGACAUUCAGAGAAUCCGAAUGAGCCGCACUCGGUUUGGCCAAGUCUGCUUUAAUCCCGGAUUUGAGAAGAAGAUGGAGGGCUGUUUCGUCCGCAUCUCCGUUGGUCAGGAUCGAGAGACGCAGGAGAAUGUGUACCGCAUGGCGAUUGUUAAGGGCAUAUCAAAAGGCAAAGAGUACGCAACUGACGGCGCUCAUGGUCAAAUAAUCACGGAUCAAUAUGUGACGGCUGCUCAUGGCAAGGCGGUUCGUGACUGGCCCUUCAUCGCUUGUUCGAAUCAACCAUUCACAGAGAACGAGUGGAGGAGGUAUAAAACCACCUGCAAUGCCGAGAGUGUGGAUCUUCCCAUGCAGUCGGCCGUUUCCAGAAAGCUCGAUGAACUCCACAGUCUACUCAAACACAGCUGGACGGAAGACGAGCUCUCGGCAAAGAUCGAGCGGGUCAGGAAAUUGAAGGCCAAGUUCCAGGGGCAUGAUCGCUUGCAGCUGGAGCAAGAUAUUGCCGAGUACCGAGCGCUGGGCAUGCACGACAAGGCAAAGGAGCUCGAGGACAAGCUUGAGACAAUGGAGACGCCGCGGUUAGCUUUUAGGACAUCACUACAACCGGCCGCUAAGAAAGGCGCGGGUAGCGGACCCAACGGAGGGCUAUCGCAGCAGGAGAGGCUGGCGCAGAUCAACGCCGAGAACCGCAGGCGCAACCGGGACGCGGUGCGGAAAGCGCAGAUCCAGGAGCGGGCGCAGCACGAACGCCGGAUAGAGCGCAGCAACACACCGAAGAAGGGAGGUACUGAUAGCGGAGCGAGCACGCCGGGCGGCGGUGGCGAGAGUGGCGAUGGGGGAGCGACUAAGGGAGGCCUACUGCCGCACCUUGCGAAGCUGAAGCUGCAACAGAGCUCUCAAGACAAAAAGGGCCUCCCGACGAUUCACAAACCAUUGAUGGAUGACGACAUUAUCGGGGCGCUGGAUCUGGACAUUGACGAGGAUAUUCUCAAUUAACGUUUUGAGAGAGUUGGAUCAAAACUGGGAGGGAUAGGGACCAAAGUCGGUCGAGCGAUCGACGCUGUGGGAAACUUGUCCAUAUAAUGCAACUGUUGAUGGCGUCGGAUGAGCGUCGUGGCACAGACUGGUCUAGUUGUUACUGGCAUGAUGGACUUUAGACUACUUGCGGAGCUAGUAGGUGCUCAGGCAAAUUGCAUAGAUACGCCCUAACAUCCUUAGUCUCUGAAACGGCCACUAGAUAUUUAUUUGAAGGCAUAGCGAUCAUGAAAGGAAAAAUAGAUUUCACCAAGUAAUGACAUUAUUGAGCUUGUCUCUGUUAUCAAAACCAGUUCUAGUUCUAUCUAGCUCAAGUACC
Messenger RNA from Pyricularia oryzae 70-15, 2410 nucleotides. RefSeq lists its product as uncharacterized. The transcript has 4 exons. Gene Ontology annotation, cellular component: Cdc73/Paf1 complex. Bases 277 to 2052 code for a protein of 591 amino acids. The record is from RefSeq and is a predicted model, not a curated record. NCBI's taxonomy places the organism in Eukaryota, Fungi, Ascomycota, Sordariomycetes, Magnaporthales, Pyriculariaceae. Gene Ontology annotation, molecular function: DNA binding; RNA polymerase II C-terminal domain phosphoserine binding.